Molecule: messenger RNA, 4683 nt
Organism: Morone saxatilis (striped sea-bass)
Lineage: Eukaryota; Metazoa; Chordata; Actinopteri; Moronidae
Gene: pask
Product: PAS domain containing serine/threonine kinase
Exons: 21
Coding region: 433-4155 (1240 amino acids)
Biological process (GO): negative regulation of glycogen biosynthetic process; protein phosphorylation; intracellular signal transduction
Cellular component (GO): cytoplasm; nucleus; cytosol
Molecular function (GO): protein serine/threonine kinase activity; ATP binding
Source: RefSeq, a predicted model, not a curated record
UGUUUAGAACCGUGAUAUUUGAUUGGCUUCGGGGGACUUCGUCGAAUUUACUCGGCUGGAGCUCGAAGCCCGCGGUUUACAAAAACUGCUGCUGAACAAAGCGAACUAGUAGCAGUAAAGUCUUCUUUUUUCUUUUCCCUUCAACUAACCUGCCGCUAACACCACGGUAAACGUCCACUCGGAAUAAAGCCGUUCAAAGGUGCAGCUGCAAUCCCGCUGUUUCACAACCAAACAGAGCACGGCAGCGUUUUGUUUGUAUUGGCUGGAAGGUUAGCUGAAGGCUAGUUAGCACAGGGGAGGUAACGUUACCUUGUCAGCUAACGUAACUAACGUAACUAGCGUCAACUGAAAAGGCUGUGCCCGGUAUCAAGCUAGGAAACACACAAGCCGGGUGGUUUCCUUUCUACGACUUGAACUGGAUAACAAACAGCUAUGUCACUGUCGACUGAGGCUCAUUUUGGGGUGAGCCUGCUGAGCAGAAUUAAAGGAUCCACAAUCUGUGUGGUGCCCGACUUCUCCUCUGAUCUCCUGGAAGAUGACUAUGACCUGAAUAAGUCGUACCCAGGUACUCAGAGACCGCUGUACAAGAAGAGCCUUUUGGCAUUGCAACGUCGUUACAGCCCUGGCUCCUUGACAGGUGAACGUUUGGAUGAUUGCACUUCUGUCGCAACAAGAAACUACCAGAUCUCUAGCUUGCAUCCUGGCUCCCAAGUGUCUGCUGUUACCUUGCCACACCUGUCCACUGUGUCAGAGGCGGAGGAAAGCUUGUUCAGUCAGCUGAUCUCUGGAGAUUUUGACCUGGCAGGAUCUCCAUCUGCCCUCAACCCAAACAAAGUCAUUCUCACCGUCCACCGUAACACCAGAGAGAUUUUGUCAGCCAAUGAACAGGCAUGCAAGCUGUUUGAGUGCACCACCAAUGAGCUGAUUGGAAAAAAGCUGUCCUGUAUCUUGAAGAAAACCACUCAGGUCCUAGAAGAAGCUUUGGAAGAAGAUUUUCCACUUGAAGAUGGAACUGUUGCAACCGUGUCUGGAAAAGUGGUGGAUGUUGUGACAUUAUCUGGAGAGGUGCCAGUGUCGGUGUGUACCUACAGGCAGUCACAAAAUGAAGAGCACUGGCUUGUCAUAAUGGAAAAUGUAGAAAGGAUAUCAGCCUUUCUCUCCUUUUCACAAGAUGGCAGCAUCCUAACCUGUGACUUGGCGUUUGCCCAACUCCAUGGAUACCACCAUACCGACGAGUUAAAAGGAGCGUCUGUUAAGGAGCUAAUCCCUUCUUUACAAAUCCCCCUCCACAGUAAUGCAUUGCCCAAGGUGCUGAGGGUUCAGAGAGUGUGUGGUAUAAGCAGAGGGGGUGCAUCAGUCCCGCUGUGUAUCAAACUUCAGGGUGCAGUGGUAUGUGGGAGGCCUCAACACCAAAACAAUGGAACUGGUUGGACCAGCCCAACAGAGAGUCUUGAAAGCUCAGAUCCACAGGACAAGUCAGUAGACUCAAACCGGGAACACUGUGAGCAUCCUCAUGGAAAAGAGCCACCCUCUGAAGUCAAAGUAGACAGCCUUGUCCUCUCCCCCAGCCCCGCUCUGGAGUACUCUGGAACAGUCUGGGUGUUUGCUCCUCUAAGCGGUCUCCUCCUGCUCCACCCUGAUGGCUCAAUCUACAGCAUCCACAACCACCUGGCUCUCAGUCUGUUUGGCUACAACAAGGACGAGCUGCUGAGAAAGAGUGUCACUUUUCUGAUGCCCGGCUUCUAUGGAUGGAUGUCUGACUCUGACAGAAAGGCCAACUCCUCUGCUAAUCAAGCAGAGGCUAGUAAAAGUCCAGCUUCAUCCAAAGUAUCAGGGAAAUUUGACCCUUCCUCACUGGUGGCUGGUGAUAUGGCCAUGGUGCAUCACGCAGCCCUGGGAAGAACAUCCACAGGGAGAGGCAGGAUCUUCACUGGAACCAGCACCAGGCUGGAUAAACAGGGCAGUGCUCUGUCGACCCUUUCUACUCCUGCUGUCACCUCUACACGUGUGGUUCUGGCCGAUGACACUACAGAGCUGAUGGCAGAAGCAGCACAAGUUGCUCUCUGCAGUAAUCAUCUAGACAGUGCAGAUACCACUCAGGCUCUCCUCAAGACUUAUGCCUGGGUGGAACCCCCAGAAGAAGACACCUUCUGCCUGGUUACCACCGAACCACCACGCCAUAACCAAGAACUGCAGCUCGGCACCACUCCCACUCAGAAUGGACAUGCUGUUGGCGGGGUGGGUGGCACCUCUGCUGGUGUAGGAAAAGACCACCGCCCAUGUGCCUCUGUCCUCCAAGACUCCAGCUUUGAAGUCAUCUCACUGGAGAGCAGGUCUUCCUCUGGCUUCUGUGAAAAAUUUGCUGGGAAUUGUGGUUCUGAUCCAGGCCAGACAGAGGACUCCCCCUCAGCACACAUAGUGGACUCAGCCAGCUGUUUCCUGGACCUUAACAGCAAUGGUGAUCUGGUGACCCGGGCCCUGGCUGAUCUAGAUCUGAGCAGUAGUCUAGAGCUGCUCAGCGGCGGAGGGUACAAUGAGGAUAACCAGCACUCCAUGACAUCCUGUGAUACAGCUGAGCUCCUGCGUACACCCUCCCCAUGUGUGGUAGAGUCUGACCAUGAAGCGGAGCCUGUUGAGACUGGGAACGCUGAUGUGGGAGCCAGAGAUGGCUCAAGUGAAGAGCAAGGAGAAAAAGACCAGGGCGAGCAAGAUCAGUGGGCAGCUAUCUCUUCAAUUCAUAAAGACAAGAGUCAAGGGUUCUGUGUGCAAAUGAAUGGUGGGGUUGAGUCAAUGACCGACAUUCCUGCCACAUCUACUCCUAAGAAACAGAAGGUGAAUGGAGGCACACUGUCCUCAGACAGUACACAGAUACUGGAGGGGCGAUAUGUAGGAAGCGCAUAUCACAGAGAUGGCACAAGAGUAGAUGUGCAGUGUGAUGUUCACAGGACUGACCUUCCUGAUGGAAGCUCCAUGUUCUGUGUGUGGAUGAGCAGGCCUGGACAGCAGGGGUCAUUGUUGCAAACAGACCAAUCACUGCACAACCAAUCAGGAGUCAGUCUAGGAGAGAGGAUUGGUGAGGCCAGUCAUGGGGAGGCACUGCGCUCCACCAUGGACCUGGAGCAGUCUCGAGCCUGUGACGGGCAGUUUGAGGAAGAGUAUCAGCCUCUUAAAGCUGUGGGUAAAGGAGCCUUUGGUUUCGUCUGGAAGGCAAUAAGACGCAGUGAUGGACAAGAAGUGGUAGUGAAGUUCAUUAGCAAGGCCAGGGUAGUGAGUGACUGCUGGGUAGAUGACCCCAUGCUGGGACGAGUCAGCCAGGAGAUUGCCAUACUGACACGAGUACAGCACCACAACAUAGUCAAGGUGCUGGAGGUGUUUGAGAAUGGGAGUUACUUCCAGAUGGUGAUGGAGAAACACGGAGAUGGCCUGGACCUUUUUGAAUUCAUAGACAUGCAGCCAAGACUGGAUGAGCCCCUGGCCAGUUACAUCUUCAGACAGCUGGUGGCCGCUGUCUUCUAUCUGAGGACUAAGAACAUCCUUCACAGGGACAUAAAAGAUGAGAACAUCAUCAUCGACACAUGUUUCCACAUUCGACUGAUAGACUUCGGCUCCGCUGCCAUGAUGGCUCCCAGGAAGCUUUUUUACAAUUUCUGUGGCACACUGGAGUACUGCUCCCCGGAGGUGCUUCAGGGGAAUCCCUAUGAGGGUCCAGAGCUGGAGAUGUGGUCUCUUGGUGUGUUGCUCUACACUCUGCUAUUCAGUGAGAACCCUUUCUGUGAUGUGGAGGAGAUCCUGAAUGCCAAACUGAAGCCCCCAUUCCCCCUCUCUCAAGACCUGCAUGGUGUUUUAUGUGGGCUACUGCACCCUGCUCCCGCUAAGAGAAUGACUCUGGACCAGCUGUUGUUACAGUCCUGGAUCAGCCAGCCUAUUUCCCUGUCAGAGUACAGCUGGACAGAGGUGGUCCCUACAACUCAGACCUACUGCUCACCACAGUACCAGGAGUCCAGUCCUAAAUUGUACAUCGGGCAAGGCUUGUUCCCAGACCAAGGUGAUGAGACUCUUCCUGAUGAGGAGGAGGAGGAGGAUGAAGAUGAAGAUGACAGGUUGUCAAUGGUGGCCCUAGAAACAGAGCUUCAGAAGUAUCUCCAUGAGGAUUAAAGACUGAAUUUAAAGGGAGUGGAGCCCGAUGGUCCGUCCAUUUAGUCUGCAGCAGUGCAAAGAGGAUGUAAAGUGCAAAAUAAGACAAGGGAAGCUUUUAGAGACAAAUGGGACUUUAUGAAGUAGACACCGCUUGCUACCAUGUGUAAUGAAUAUAAUUGUCAAGCUGUUGUUGUUUGAAAUGCAAUGAAUAUUUUUUGUUUUAUUUAAUCAAUUUUGUUAUUUAUGGAUUUAGGGGAAAUUUAAAGCAUUAAAAUCAUAGUAAUGGUUCAGAGAUCCAGCUUUGCCACCAAAACACACAAGUGACUACAACCUUAAGUUGUAAACCUCAGACACCAUAGAGAACUUAGUUUGAUGGAGAAAUAGAUAAAGUUAAAGGGAAUUGUUUUAUAGAUCCAGUUUUUGUUUGAUAAAUAUCUUUUUUUUAAGGUCAUGAUUUUUAAUCUUUAAUGUUUUAAUUAAAAAUGUAAGUAUAUUUACAAUAUUUUAUCUAUUUAUUUUAUACAUGAAUAAAUAUUUUACCACAAA